GGAAAGAUGGAGUUUGUUUUUUGUACUGAAAAAAAUCUCAAUGUGGUAUUAAAAUUGAAGAUACAUAAGAAAAAAAGAUGGGUUCUAACUCCACGAUUUUCACGAAAAAUAAGCCCAUAGACUUCAAUCAACUGGGCUUAGUUCAUUUACAGGCCCAUAAGUGAAUGGCCCUGUUAUCCCCCCCCCAAACAACACGUGGUAUGCAAUAAUUAGUCCACGUGCCAUGAUGGUUAAUGUGUCUCAACUUUCAUGCACUCAAGAGUGACCGUAAUACUGUCCCCAUUCUCCGAUCCCGGGCCGAUGGCCUUUGUUUCACUGUAACUAUCGAGGCAACUCAAUCUCAUGCUAGCAAUUCUUUUUUUCUUUCGUUCAUUUCCAAAAUUAGAUUAAAAAAAUCGUUCAAAAAUAAAAGCAAAAAUCAAAAUUGAAAAUGUCUUUUCUCUCUGGACUGCACCUUUACCGGAAAAUUCCUUCUUUUUCAAUUCAACCAAAUUGUUUUUGCUACUCUUUAUGCUCUAUAUUUUUGCAUCCGAGCCUCAGAACUCAGUGGUACAGCACCGAAGCUGAUUCGGCUACUCAGACUGAGUUCCCUGGCGAGAAUGCGUACCAUAUCUUAGGAGUUGCAGAGACCAGUUCGGUCGCUGAAAUCAAAGCAUCGUUUCGCAGAUUAGCAAAAGAAACUCAUCCGGACCUCGCCGAGUCCAAGAACGAUUCAUCUGCUUCUUCCAACCGUUUUGUCCAAAUCCUCGCCGCUUAUGAGAUUCUUUCUGAUUCUGAGAAAAGGGCAUAUUAUGACAGCUAUCUGUUAUCUCAAAGAAAGAUUGUACAGAAGCAUUCUAGAAAGGGUUCGACAUUGUACAUGUACACAUCCCAUACAACAAUGAAUAAGCAGAUUGAAGUUGUUGAAUGGUUAAAGUGGUAUAGAUUAGCUGUAAAUGAUAUAGUUUCUCAAAGGAAAGCAGUGGUUGGAACUGGCUAUUUUGAUGUUCUUGAAGCUGAUUUCUAUUCAGCCAUAUGCAAGGCUUAUUAUGGUCCUGUAAUUGAAUCCAUGGAUCUUCUUCCUGAUCGGUUUGAAGCUGAGGAAAGGUCUGUGUACGAAAAUCCAGAGGUGCUGCACUUGGUUUCAGGGCGCAAUCUCUUUGGGAUGGUUUGCCUGGUUGAAAGGGUUCCUGAGUUAUCUUUCACUGAUAAUGAAAAGUUGACUUGUUCUAUGUCUGCUGCUUCAAUCAUGUCUCAGUCUACCCAAAAUGCUAGAAUUUGCAUGAAUAACAAAAAAGAAAACUAUGGUGGAAUGCCUCAGAUUCAAGUCACUGAUAUUAAAAACCAUGUGUCUGAUGCAUAUAGAGAUUUGGAGUUGCAUGUAUCUGGAAGGGUGGUAGCUGUGGCCAAUAGAAUCCCUCCUAAAAGCUGUUUUAAUGAGAUACAAAAUGAGGAUGUUGAAGACCACAUACAAGUUUUUCUUACUUCAGAUGAUGGUUCCAUGCAUUUUGGCAAAGGAUUGGAUCAUAAGGUUGGAUCCAGAGUUCUGUUGGGAACAAUAACUGGACUUGGAACCAGCCCGGAAGAGGGGUCAUGUUUUGUUUACAAUAGUAGUGGUACAAAAACCCAUGUGAUAAUGAAACUUAGGACAUUGCUGGUGAAGCAUAUGCACUGGUAUCGGGUGGGAAAGGAAGUUUCUGUUUGUGAGUGUAGAUGCAGUAGAGCUCGAUUACCACCUAGCAAAUUUUGGUUGUUUGAACCUCGUUGUGGAAUGCAUGACAUUGGUGGUUGGUACAUUGAAACUUUUGGGAAAGAUAAGAAAGGCCAGACAGUCCUAUCCCAAAGGUUUUGGGAUGGCAUUGAUGCAAAUAAACAAUUUGAUGAGAGACUUCAUCCAGCUAUGUAUUUGCUUGCGCUUGCAUAUAGGACACUAGAUAUUGAAGAUGCAAAAAUAAGGAAGCAAACCAUCUGGAACAUCGUUGGAGGAAAACUAUAUAGAAUCCUCAGUUUGUGCAAGAAGCUUGUUUAGGAUGGAUGCCUCUUUGGGCUUAUGAAGGCUAGAAAUACUUUUUCUCUUAAGAAGGUACAGAUAUUUCCUUUUUUGGUUCAAGGAUUGGCUGUUAGUAUACAUUAUACUUGAUUGAAAGGCAUCAAACAAAGUCACACUAGCAAAUUUCCGCAAGGUAAAUCUUGAGAUAACUCGGAGGACAAUUAUUUACAAUUGUUGGUGAAAAGAAGCCAGUCAGGGGGUUGCAUUUGAAUAGUACUUUUGACUUGAUGAAUAAUCAGCUCUGCUUCGUGAUGAGUGGAUUCCUUUUUAGGGUAUAAGAAAUAGCUGUCAGUUUUGCAUUUGGCAGUUAAUUGAUCUGGAGCAUAGUGAACUAUCAUGUUGGUAAUGGGAUCUUCAGAAUUUAUCAUCCUGUUAGCUGCUAUUUGUGAAAGUUAUCCUUUGGAUAUAUGAAGAAAAUGAUUUCGUUUUGGGGCCAUUGAUAAGAUUUAUUAAGAUGAGUAGAUGACUCAUAGGAUAUUUUUUAAUUAAUGUUCAUACCUGCUCGCUUUACUUUGUAUCAUCACUUGAAUAUGCUAUAGGAGCAAAACAUCACCUUCUGGACCAGUUGACCUUAAACUUAUACUCAGGCAUCAUCGUGAAGCAUUGGAAUAUGAAAUUGCUUGGAUUGUCAAUUCAAAUUCUGAGAUCGAGGAGUAAUUGCUCAUACUCAUUGUGUUGCUAGUUUGAUCAGAUGGUGUAGACUGGUCUUCCAUCAGCAGCCUCUGCAGCAGCUGCUGCUAGAUCAUCAUCGGCCAUAACCUCCACUGGUAGUUGAAGCAACUCUUCUUUUCUACAAUAUACAUGGAAAUGCUGUUCAAGAACAUUCGAUGGGGUCUCCUUUGUGGCAAAGGCUGUUUUAAAGAAAUCCUCUACUGGUGUGGCAAAGAUAAAUAAAAAUACUGCUGUAACAACUUGCUUGCAUUUUUGCUAAGCAAAUAAAUUAUACUUAGAGCUCCACAGAAUAUGGAGGGAAAAAGCAGGUUGUUUAUUCUGCUAGAUAUCUGCGAUUGAUAGCUUCAGAUGUGACGCAUACCAUCAUUUCUUGUAUAAAGCUUGCAGCUGCUAUUGGGACUCCAAGAACAGUGAAAGUUACUAGCCAGAGCCCUCCUAGACGAAGGAAAAAUUGCCCUGGUCCCAGUUCGCCCCAUGAAUAAAGAGGUCCAUCUUUCAGGGAUGAGUACUCGUUCACCUAUUUCAGGAACAGAUGAUUGCAUCAAUAAUGUAAUUGUGUUUUUACUCUCGGUGAACAUCAUAUGCAGAAAGUUUUGGAGCGAACAUACCGGCC
Messenger RNA from Durio zibethinus, 3314 nucleotides. The record is from RefSeq and is a predicted model, not a curated record. NCBI's taxonomy places the organism in Eukaryota, Viridiplantae, Streptophyta, Magnoliopsida, Malvales, Malvaceae.